AUCGCAGCGCUCAAGAAGGUGCUCGUGACGGGCGCCGGCGGCCGCACGGGGAAGCUCGUCUUCAAAAAGCUCAAGGACGACUACGCCGACGUCGCGCCCCUGGGCCUCGCGCGGUCGGCCAAGGCGGCCAAGGCCCUCAAGGCCGCGGGCGCCGCCGGCGACGAGGUCGUCGCCGCCGACGUCGCCGACGAGGCCGCGCUCGCGGAGGCCAUGGCCGGCUGCGACGCCGUCGUGCUCUGCACUUCCGCCGUGCCCGCGAUCAGGAAGCGGUCGCUCGUCAAGCUCAUGGUCAAGAAGCUGCUCCGGCGCCCGGACGUCGGCCGGCCCGAGUUCUCCUUCCCGCCGGGCGGCACGCCCGAGGAGGUCGACUGGCUCGGCGCGAGGAAGCAGAUCGACGCGGCCAAGGCCGCCGGCGUGUCCCACUUCGUGUUCGUGUCGUCCAUGGGCGGCACGCAGCCCGAGAACUUCCUCAACACCAUCGGCAAGCAGGACGACGGCUCCGGCGGCGACAUCCUCCUCUGGAAGCGCAAGGCCGAGCGCUACCUCGUCGACAGCGGCGUGCCGUUCACGAUCGUCCACCCGGGCGGCCUCGUCGACGAGGAGCCGGGCAAGCGCGAGCUCACGGUCGAGGUCGACGACGUCCUGCUGGGGCUCAAGAGCCGCUCCGUCGCGCGCGCGGACGUCGCGCGCGUCUGCUGCGCGGCGCUGUUCGACGACGCGGCCCUGGGCAAGUCCUUCGACCUCGCGUCCAAGCCCGUCGGCGAGGGCACGCCGACGCUCCACGCCGCCUCCGUCUUCGAGGCCCUCGCGGGCAAG
This is a messenger RNA of Aureococcus anophagefferens, 816 nucleotides long. RefSeq lists its product as hypothetical. Gene Ontology annotation, molecular function: oxidoreductase activity. The annotation marks the transcript as partial. NCBI's taxonomy places the organism in Eukaryota, Pelagophyceae, Pelagomonadales, Pelagomonadaceae. The transcript has a single exon. The record is from RefSeq and is a predicted model, not a curated record.